Molecule: messenger RNA, 816 nt
Organism: Ostrinia nubilalis (European corn borer)
Lineage: Eukaryota; Metazoa; Arthropoda; Insecta; Lepidoptera; Crambidae
Exons: 1
Coding region: 1-816 (271 amino acids)
Source: RefSeq, a predicted model, not a curated record
AUGUCGGAUGCGUAUGGGUUGGAGUGCGGGGUGAGGCAGGGGGGGUUGUGCUCGCCAACGCUUUUCAACUUGUACGUUGAUGACCUCAUAGGCGAGCUCAGCGGCACCAGAAUCGGCUGUCAUAUAGAUGGAGUUUGCGUCAAUAACUUAAGCUACGCGGAUGAUAUGGUGCUGCUGAGCGCGUCUGUGUGUGGUCUGAGAAAAUUGGUGGCCAAAUGUGAGGAGUAUGCGGGGACCCAUGGUCUACUUUAUAAUGUUUUAAAGAGCCAACUCAUGGUCUUUGAGGCCAGGGGUAGACGUCACGAUAUAUUACCACCGGUCUUCCUUAAUAACUCUGAACUGAAGAGAGUGCAUAAAUUUAAAUAUCUUGGUCACGUAUUGACCCCUGGCCUCAAGGAUGAUGAGGAUAUAGAAAGAGAACGGCGGGCAUUGUCGGUGAGAGCGAACAUGCUGGCUCGCAGGUUUGCGCGCUGUACAGCGGAUGUCAAGAUUGCUCUUUUUAGAGCAUAUUGUACCUCCUUCUACACGUGUAGCCUGUGGGUUAGAUACACUCAAAAAACCUUCAAUGCCCUAAGGGUGCAGUACAAUAAUGCAUUCAGGGUGCUGUUGGGACUGCCCCGCUUCUGCAGUGCGUCAGGGAUGUUUGCAGAGGCACGGGUCAACUGCUUUUUUACCACAAUGCGCAAAAAAUGUGCAUCCCUGGUGCGCAGGGUCCGGAGUAGUGGCAACAGCAUCCUGACCAUGAUUGCGAGCAGGUUGGAUUGUGUGUACGUGAGGCAUUGCUGUGACACAGCCUAUGGAGUGAAGCGGGGAUGA